Molecule: messenger RNA, 14001 nt
Organism: Chrysemys picta bellii (western painted turtle)
Lineage: Eukaryota; Metazoa; Chordata; Testudines; Emydidae
Gene: BNC2
Product: basonuclin zinc finger protein 2
Biological process (GO): regulation of DNA-templated transcription
Cellular component (GO): nucleus
Molecular function (GO): zinc ion binding
Source: RefSeq, a predicted model, not a curated record
GAAAAACCGAGAAGAGCAGAGAGCCCAGAGGCAGAAGGAAGGGGCUGGUGCAGGCACUGCUGCUGAGAGGAGAUCAAGAGACAGGGGGUGCACUUGACAACCAGCAUGCAGAGAUGUACAGUGAACCUGUGACUAUUAUUCUUGAAUCCUGAGCUCAUGUCCUAGCAGGAGAAAGAGAAGGCAAAACAUCAGAAGAGGCAGAAGUGGAUGUGAGAGACAGAGAGACACAGAGACACAGAGAGCGAAAGAGGGCAAGAGACUUGACUUUAAGAGACUCCUGCACUGACAACUCCAUGCAGUUCGGAACAAGAACGGCAACGACCGAAUCUGGUUUCAUGGGGACAUGGCAGAACGCUGACACUAACCUCUUAUUCAGAAUGUCCCAACAGGCCAUCCGCUGUACACUGGUAAAUUGCACAUGUGAAUGUUUCCAGCCAGGGAAGAUUAACCUGAGAACCUGUGAUCAUUGUAAACAUGGCUGGGUGGCACAUGCUUUGGACAAGCUUAGCACUCAGCAUCUGUACCACCCUACCCAAGUGGAGAUUGUGCAGUCCAACGUAGUGUUUGACAUCAGCAGCCUGAUGCUCUAUGGUACCCAGGCUGUGCCUGUGAGACUGAAGAUACUGCUGGACCGACUCUUCAGUGUGUUGAAGCAGGAAGAGGUGCUGCACAUCCUGCAUGGCUUAGGCUGGACGCUUCGGGACUACGUGCGGGGCUACAUCCUUCAGGAUGCUGCAGGCAAGGUGCUGGACCGCUGGGCCAUCAUGUCCAGGGAAGAAGAGAUUAUUACCCUUCAGCAGUUUCUGAGAUUUGGAGAAACCAAAUCCAUCGUGGAGCUGAUGGCAAUUCAAGAAAAGGAAGGGCAGGCAGUGGCUGUGCCAUCUUCAAAGACAGAUUCAGAUAUAAGGACUUUUAUUGAAAGCAAUAAUCGCACUAGGAGCCCAAGUCUCCUUGCUCACCUGGAGAACAGCAACCCUUCCAGCAUUCAUCACUUUGAAAACAUCCCUAACAGCCUUGCGUUUCUGCUUCCAUUCCAGUACAUAAAUCCCGUCUCUGCUCCAUUGCUGGGGCUGCCUCCAAAUGGCCUCCUGCUGGAACAGCCGGCUCUGAGGCUGCGUGAGCCAAGCCUUUCUACCCAAAAUGAAUAUAAUGAAAGCAGUGAAUCUGAAGUUUCCCCCACUCCUUUCAAGAAUGAGCAGACAUCCAGCAGGAAUGCUUUGACCAGCAUCACAAAUGUAGAACCCAAAACUGAGCCAGCCUGUGUGUCUCCCGUUCAAACAUCUACACCCAUCAGUGAUUUGUCCAAAACUGAGCACACAAAAAGCUCAUUCAGGAUUCACAGAAUCAGAAGAAUGGGAUCAGCAUCAAGAAAAGGGAGAGUGUUCUGCAAUGCAUGUGGUAAAACUUUCUAUGACAAAGGUACUCUCAAAAUCCACUACAAUGCAGUUCAUCUUAAAAUCAAACACCGGUGCACGAUUGAAGGCUGCAACAUGGUCUUCAGCUCUCUUAGAAGUCGCAAUCGUCACAGUGCUAACCCUAACCCCCGCCUUCACAUGCCUAUGCUAAGGAACAACCGAGACAAAGAUCUAAUCCGUGCUACAUCAGGAGCUGCCACCCCUGUCAUAGCAAGUACAAAAUCCAGUCUUACCUUAACAAGCCCUGGUCGGCCUCCAAUGGGUUUUACUACUCCCCCGCUAGACCCUGUACUACAGAACCCUCUUUCUAGCCAGCUGGUGUUUCCAGCUUUAAAGACUGUCCAACCUGUUCCUCCUUUUUACCGAAGUUUACUUACUCCUGGAGAGAUGGUGAGCCCUCCAACCUCAUUACCCACCAGUCCCAUCAUACCAACAGGUGGUUCAGUGGAACAGCAUCCUCCUCUUCCUUCAGAGUCAUCGUUACCUGCGAUGGUGAUGCCUACCCAUGAGCCUAAUGCUGACCUUGCCCCUAAGAAGAAACCAAGGAAGUCAAGCAUGCCAGUUAAAAUAGAAAAGGAAGUUAUUGAUACUGCUGAUGAGUUUGACGAUGAAGAUGAUGAGGCUAAUGACAACAGCAUGAUGGCUAAUGAUAUUGGUCAUGACAAUCACUGCCAUUCGCAGGAGGAAAUGAGCCCAGGAUUGUCUGUGAAAGACUUUUCUAAAAAUGGUAGAAUCAGAUGCAUUUCCAGGACAGAGAUAAGAAGGGCGGACAGCAUGACCUCAGAAGACCAAGAGCACGAGAGAGACUAUGAAAACGAGUCAGAAACCUCAGAGCCAAAAUUGUGCGAGGAAUCCAUGGAAGGUGAUGAACGCAUCCAUGAAUCUAAUGAACAGUCUAUGAUGAACAGUGAGAUGCCAGAUGAAAAUCACAAUGAAUCUUCUCACCGGGAUGUAAUUAAGGUGAAGGAAGAGUUUACAGACCCUACCUAUGAUAUGUUUUACAUGAGCCAAUAUGGACUGUAUAAUGGGGGCAGUGCCAGUAUGGCUGCCCUUCACGAAAGUUUCACUUCAACAUUCAAUUACAACAGUCCUCAAAAGUUCUCCCCAGAAGGGGACCUGUGUUCCAGCCCAGAUCCCAAGAUCUGCUAUGUCUGCAAGAAGAGUUUCAAAAGCUCCUAUAGUGUGAAGCUUCACUACAGGAAUGUUCAUUUAAAAGAGAUGCAUGUCUGCACAGUGGCUGGCUGUAACGCUGCCUUCCCGUCACGGAGAAGCAGAGACAGGCACAGUGCUAACAUAAACCUGCACCGUAAACUGUUGACCAAAGAACUGGAUGACAUGGGACUGGACACCUCUCAGCCCUCUCUUAGUAAGGACCUCCGUGAUGAAUUUUUGGUGAAGAUCUAUGGCACCCAGCAUCAAAUGGGGCUUGACGUAAGGGAAGACACCUCCUCACCAGCUGGUACUGAGGAUUCCCACAUGAAUGGGUAUGGAAGGGGCAUGUCUGAAGACUACAUGGUCCUAGACCUGAGCACCACCUCCAGCAUCCAGUCUAGCAGCAGUAUCCAUUCCUCAAGAGAAUCUGAUGCAGGCAGUGAUGAGGGGAUUCUCCUGGAUGACGUUGAUGGGGCGAGUGACAGUGGGGAAUCUGCACACAAAAUGGACACCCCUGCCAUAGGUGUAGGUAUGGGUUCCGACCUUCCAGGAUCCCUCAUGUUCAACAAUGUUCCAAUGAGCAACGGUGGGAUAAUGUGUAACAUUUGCCACAAAAUGUACAGCAACAAGGGGACCCUCAGGGUGCACUAUAAAACAGUGCACUUGCGAGAAAUGCACAAGUGCAAAGUCCCUGGGUGCAACAUGAUGUUUUCCUCUGUCCGCAGCCGAAAUCGGCACAGUCAGAACCCUAACCUGCAUAAAAACAUUCCCUUCACUUCAGUAGAUUAGUUUAAGGAUGGACACGCAAAUGCCAGCUCUCACGGAGGGCCUACCAUGUUUGAACUGCCAUAUACAGUCUAUAUAUAUAUAUCUCUGUGUGUGUGUGUGUAUGUAUGUGUACAUACACAUACAUACACACACACACAGAUAUAUAUAUAUAUGUGUGUAUAUAUAUAUAUACACACACACAUAUAUAUCUUAUUUUUCUUUUUAACAAAAGAAAAACACCAGGUGCUUCUGUUUGUUUGUUUGUUUUCAUUUUCCUUUGUUGGGUUUGGGGUGGGGGACAGGGGAAGGUUAAGAAGGGAUGGAAUCUUUAACUGGGGGUGAAAUACCCUCAAUAAAAACCACAAAAACUUGCAAUUAGCCCCAGUUUUGUUAGGAAAUUCUUGGUCAUCUCCAAAGAGACAAAUUGUUCUACCCAUGAUUAUUGCCUGCAAAAAAAACAAAAUACAAAGAAGCAAAAAGAGGGUGGGGGGGAGAACUUCUUGGUUGUCUUUGUGUACUUUAAGCCGUUGGGAGAAACUUCUACUAAGCAUGGCUGUUACACUUGUAUAUAUAUUGAGCCUUGAGAGGCCUAUGAUGUAAAACAAUUGUAUUGAUGGUGGUUUAACUCUCUCUUUUUUUUUUUAAUUUUUACAGUUACAUUCAGCUGUUAGAUAUGCAGAAAAAAAUAGUUUGCUGGCUAGCUCUAUUCAAUUUAUGUUAGCUUUAAUGCACAUUUUUAAAAGAAACACGGUCUUGUUUUAACUACCUGCUAUAUAUAAGUAAUACAGAAGGGCUGGCAUGCUUUACAGUACCUGAUCUGAUACAGCUUUUUUGUCUUGUACUAUUACAUAAAUCCAGUCAUGCACUUUUUUCAUACACUACAAGGGGAUGUGUAAUAAUAUCCAUGCUUUUUUUUCCCUAAACUAUUGCCAUAUUUUCAGUAAGUGUCUUUAAAAAAAAACACUUAGAUAAAAGUGGUCUGGUCAGUAUGGGGCAUGAAUGCCAAACAAAAAGUAUUAGUGUUUAGUGUUAAUACAAAAGUGCCAACUUUGCACAAGUUUUCAGAAAAGAAAAUAUAACUAGUUACUCACUGUAACCAGAGGCUGAGUUUUUGGCUAACAGAAAAAUGCUAGGGGAAGAAAAACAUAAAGAACACUUGGUGCUUUUUUCAAGUGUCAAAUAUUAUUAGAAUCAACAGUGCAUCUUUAUUUCUUAUAUGUUACAUUACAUAAAAGGAAAACAGAAUUAUGUGGUGUGAAUCAGUGGAGGCAUUUCCUCUGUUGAGCAAGGAUAAUAUUGCAGGAUAUAGAUGCUGAAAUUACUUACUGCAGAACAAAGCUAGAUACAGUGAAUCCAUUCUGGUGCUCCUUAUUCCUGGGCUUUUGUGUUCUUAAAAAAAAAAAAGAAAGAAAGAAAGGAAAAAAAAGUCUUAACUCUGUUGUUCUGUAAAGUUGUCUGAUUUGCAGUGGAAAGUGCUGUAGUAUGAUUAAGGCAUGUUUUAUAAAAGCAAACGAAAGACAUUAAUGGCAGAAGCACUUAGAAGCACUGAAAACACGUGCUGGACUUUUUAUUGGGUUACCUUCCCUUUGGAUAAAUUAGAGGCAAAACCAAAACUAUAGUUGUGUUAAUGUUUUGUGUUUUACCCAUAUGGUAAAAGAAGAAUCAGAGAAGAAUGAAAAGAAUCAUCAGAGAAGAAUGAAAGUAGUCCAGGAAAGAUAGUGAGAGAAAGAGAGAGAGAAAGGGAACAAGCAGUUGAAAGAGACUGAGGGAGAGGCUGCCCUCCGAAUCUUUUUUUGUUUCCGGUGUUUACACAUGGUGCUUGAGCUGGUAAACCGCACUGGCAGCCUAAGCUACCACAACAUACUGACUGAAUGAUGAUAUUUACUUAAGUUCAGCCUACAGCCAAAACCAUUAGGGUGUGUGUUAUAGACUUUUUUUUAAGCCAAGGAAUAUUUCAGCAUACAAUGCUCACUUAAAGACAAUGUAUUCCUUUUCUGUAUUUAAUGGCCUCGAACAUUUCUCUUGUUACGCUGAGAGUCAGAAAUGCUCCUUUGUUUCAGCUUCAGGUUGUUUUGAUUUGUUGUGCAUUUUGAUCAUUUUGUCCACAUGAGCACUCACUCCUGUUAAAUUUGCCAGAGGAAACGGUUUAUGUGGAUCCUUUCCCUUUGGGAUUCAUUGUACAUUUCAGUAUUCCAAAAGUGAGACUCAACAGAUAAUGCAGUGUUUCCAUUUGUAGAAAAUAAAAUUAAUUUAAAAAAAAAUCCUUCAAAAGAGACUGAAACCAUGUUUCUAUAGGAUGUGUUAUUUAAGAUGAGCUUCUGGUCACUCUUUAGUAAUGUACAGUGAGAAAAGACUGAAAACAUCUGUGGAUUCCAUAGAAACUAUAUGAAAAGUCCAGUGUGUCAGACAAGAAAUAUGUACAGCAAAAUCCUAAGCAGUUUUUGCUGACUUAUUAUUUUACAUUUUUUCACUUUUCCCCAAAUUCUUAAAUAUUUUUCCUCGUCAAAUUAAGAGAAGAGAUCUGCUCUGUUUUAUGUUUGUACAUGUCCAGUAUGCUUUUGAAAGAGGGAAGUUAGAACAGUAAAGGUGAAUUCUUCUCAACAUAUGAACCUUUGUAGUGUUAUCUGUACUGCACUCCUGUCACAAUCCUAAGCUAUUAGGAAUCAAGCAAGAUGGAAAGUUUGAAAGACAAAACAAAAAUAACUGAAUAUCUACAGAAAAACACUGUUUUUGAAGUAUGUAUGGUAUAAAUAAAUAUCUUUUUUUAAUGAAAAACACAUUUGAGGUAUAUAAAUAAUUCUUUACUGGAUGAAUCACUGUUCUGCAUUCUCAUUUUACUCUGUUUCUGCUAAAGGUCAAAUGGUUUUGGUAAACUAGUUUGGAAAGUUAAACAUCAUCAGCAGAUCAAUUCAGCAAAUGAAUUACACAGAAAAUGUCUGUUUAUUACACAAAAUGAAACAGCAUGUUAGAAGAGUAUAACGGAUCAGAGACAAACCUCCGAAAGUUUUUUUUUAAAGCUCUGCGGUCCUGUUGUCACAACAUCCUAAACUAGUCCCCCAUUGUGUUUAGGCAUUGUAGGAGAAGAUGACUGUUUAUAGAACAGCUCAGCAUUCUUCAGUAUCACCCUCCCACUGCUUGGAGAGGAUCUUACAUGCUGCCAUAUCUAGACGUAAUUAAUGUAUUCCCCCAACACUUGUGAUGGCUUAUGACAGUGGUUGGUUUUGUGAGGACACUUAAACUCCUAUUGAAUUGAAUGGAAGAUUCCUCCCCCUGCCCCCAUGCAGCUCACUAAGAGUCCAAAGUCAUCAGCGAUAUUCCUGUGAUAAAACUCGCAUUGUUUGAAAUUCUGUAAAAAUCCCAAAUCCCAAGGCAUAUCAGUGGCUUGCAUAAAAAUGAGUUUGGUCUUAAUCCAGGUUCUAGUGGACAUCAUGGGGGGGAAAAAACACCGUAGCUGGCAUUAGCGGGCAUUCUUAGCAGAGACCAUGGAUUGAAUGAGUAUAGAGACUGAACCUACUUCUCUCUCCAGGUCAGGACUGAGGUGGGGAAGCUUGCACUCCUGCCCAUGCUGUAGUUCUGUGACUAGCUCUUCAGUUUCCAGGACUGCCAAUCCUGCACCUUUCACACGAGCUAAAUUGACAUGGUGGGGGAGGAGGGAAAGGAAACACUUCAGUUUACUCAUUUCAAGGAGAAGUUGCUCCAUCUGAAAAAGUUAUGUUCCGGUAGUUAGUGAGCAUGUGUGCUAAGUUACCUUGAUAUUUUGUUUGUUUCAAAAUAGAUGUAUUUUUUGUAAAUAUCAAAAGGGUUUAUUCCACGGGGAGGACUAACUGCAUGCUAAACCUCCUUCUUUAAAGAGAGCCACUUCUUGUCUGGAGCUUGUGUGCUGCUGCGGCGGCUUCUUUGGGUUUUUUUUUUUAAAGAAAGCAUGUGAUACCAGAUAAAUACUAUGUUCCUUCUGAAUCCCUGGUACUAAACCAGUCUAGAGAGAGGCAGUGUGGUUGAAAAGCAGAAGCCAGGAACUCCUGAGUUUUGGCACUCUGUCUGCCUGCUUUGGUCUUGGGGAAUUCACUUCACUCAUCUGUGAAUAUGGGGAUAAUAAAUAAUACUACUUCCCUCGCAGGGGUGUUGUGAGGAUUAAGUAGUUGUUUGUAAAGAGUGAACAUAAGUAUGAAGUAUUAUUACACAGAUUACCAUAUUUAGAUCAUAUCUGUGAACUAUGUCUCAGCCUGAUAGAUGUUGAAAUGGCUGAGAUUUUAACUCUCCCUCCUGCCCCAUGAAAAAGAGGUUGAUAAUGCAAAACCCACCCAACACUAAAACUACAGCAGGCAGCAUGGUUACCUUGUAAUAAUGAACAUGUACUGCAAGCACUUGGUCACAACUGAAUGUAAUCAGUUGUGGAAGGUUUAGGCUAAGAUGCCUAUUUAGCACUUACACAUUGCUCUAAAAAAAAAAAAACCCUCUAAAAUGUUUUUCAGGAACCCUGCUCAUAAAAAUUGACUAUUUCCCAGGGAAAAUUAGACACUUUCAAUUUGGAAAUUGUGGACUGCACUUGUUCUGUGUACAAUUCACAUAUUUUCUUUCUUUCUCUUGUGGAAGUAAAACUCCAUCUCCUCCACCCAUUCCAGAAGAAUGUAAAUGUCCCUGCUCCCGUUCCCCCCCCCCCAUCCCCAAAAAAGGAACUGAUCAGGGAAAGAAGUCAGGUCAUGCCCCAACAUGCAAAGUAUGUGCCUGGGCAUCACAAGAGCUCAGCUCAGAAUCAGGUCCAAUAUAUUUAAUGCUGGAAGGGGGCCUGCAUGACCCUGUCUGUCUGAGUUUACCCUGUCUGUCUGGGUUUUAUCUAACGUAUUAAAUAUAAUUAAGUAUCCAACACAGUUGUUUGUAUAGUGAUCAAGAUUUUGUUUGAGCCAUUCCAAAGAUAAGGACCAUCCACAAAAUGAGAGAUCACGUUUUGAAUUCCAAAGCACACUUUCCUUCAGUAAGUCUGAGGGGGUUAAAAUCUAAGGACUUGAGUUGGACCAGAUUUUAGCAGUAGUAUAUGGGACAUCAACUAUCUUAAACAUACAGGACAUCUUUUGAGAAAUACAUUUGCCUCCACUCAACAAAUUCCCAGAAGAUUUUUCACUGUUUUUGGAGAGGAAAAUGUUUGUUCUAGAAAUGUACACAUGCUCCUUUACAUUUUAAAUGCCAACUAUUUGUUGAAAUAAAAAAUAGAAGCAUUCGUUCCCCUGACCCCCAAAGACUGUUUUCUUUACUUCUCUUUGUUUAGGUAUAUUAACAGAAUGAUUUUUUUAUUUGAAGAAAAGGUGAAAAGUUCUCUGAAGUAGGUGCAAGAAAGCAGCUGGAGUUCUCUGUGGGGAGAAGGUGAGUGGCAGAUGCAUGAUGGCAGCUGGUGCGUGUCAGGGUUUUUGUUUUUUGUUUUUCUUGUGUCACCACUUUGCUGCUAUAGUAACACAACAAAACAGUGACUUUAGUGCUACUUUGUUAGACAAGGAUCAGCUUAUCCCCUGUCACCCUAUGAUGAGCUGCUCCCCGCCCAAUGAAUAUGAAAUGAACUUUUUUCUAUGCCCAAUUUUUUUGAUUUCCACACAGAGCUACAUCAUAUGGUGGCCUGAACCCUUCACCCAUGUGUUCGCAUAAGUACAAGUCUGCUCCAGUCCCAUAGCUUGUGUCUCGGCAUCCAGCAUUAUCGCUCCCUAUAAAAGGUCUGUGGCAGAAUGACAAAGUGACUCCCAUGCAUCAGUAUCAUUAUUAUUAUUUUUUUAGGUCUUUACAUAAUUCUCCUCAUUAUAGCUUGUUUCCUGGUCCUACCAUCAUUACUAGUUACAGUAUAUUAAAAAAAUAAAAAAAAAAAGACACCUUUGUCCUUUUGGUCAAGCCACCGGUCAAAAAUUUCCCAACACUAAAUAACAUUAUGUUUGGCAUUAGCACUAGGGGAAAAAAAUUCUUUGGCUGGCAAGGAGUUAAAAAAAAUAAAAAACAGAUGCAUUUUUGGCAAGUCCACUGAUUUGUCAGCAUUAUUGUUCAUUAUGAUGCCACUGUAUUUUUUUAAACAGCAACAUACUGUAGUUGUCAUAAAGCUAUUUUUCCAUUUCUCUCCUCUAAAGUGUGGUGUUGUAAAUUCAUGUGACCUUUACCGAAAAGAAUAAAUACUUUUUUUAUAUAUAAUAUCUCAAGACAAGGCCUGGUUUGUAACAAAUAGUGGCCCAUUACAAAACAGGAAAAAAACUGAGCUGAGCAGCAAGAAGCUUCAGUUCAAUUUCACCUCAUAUCUUUCUAAUAACUUACUUGUCACUUUAUUACCUUCCAGUAAUGUGAAUGCUGCUGACAAGACUGUCACACUAACAGCAGACAACACCCUCUCUUCCUCGGCCCCAGCUCUCCUGGCUACUUAUUGCGCUGGCCCUGAAGGGACACAAACUAAUAGUGUGCUUUCAAGUUCAGCACUUGGCCAUCAAAUAUAAAAGGAUGCGUAAUUGCCUGUUUAUCCCUUGUGAAGGGGAAAUUGAGUACAAGAACUAGGCUUUCCCUCUGAGUUCCCUGACAUGCACGCGCGCACUCUCUCACACACACAGGCACAAAUCUGCAGUGAGAGGAAGGGAGGUCCCAUCUGGAGUUCUUCGAUUUGUCUUUGGGAAGCCCAAGGCUGCCACUGGCUGCUCUAUCCAGCUAUCAGGCAGACAGUAACAAGAUGACUUCUCAACAAAAGGUCAGCUGAGAAAUGCUGUCUGAAAUGGCACUUUUGUCUGCUUAUGUAGAAACUAAUUGUUUUGGAUCAGCAUAAAGCCAUGCUGUGCCUGUUAGAAAUAGGCACAUAGGCUAGCUACAGGUCUCACUGUUUAAGUUAGAUGGUAAAUUGGAUGCAUGCUAUUUUUCUGGAUUAGCUCAUUCUGUGGCAAAAUUUAUUAAGGGCAAAAUUCUCUCCGAUCCAUACAGUGAGUACCCCUGUAUGGAUCUGAGAGAAUUUUGCCCUUAAUAAAUUUUGCCACAGAAUGAGCUAAUUCAGAAAAAUAGCAUGCAUCCAAUUUACCAUUCUGCCUCAAUAUGCACAUCUCAUGUUGAGGUCAUUGGGAAUCUCCAUGGACAUAGUGAAAACACAAUAUUAGAGAGACAGGCUCUGCUGUCUGAUAGGAGGAGAAAUUUGCCCUGAUUUUUUUUUAAUUAAAAAGGGCAUUGAUAAAACUAUAGAUUCAACUUCUCAAGUGACAUAGGCAGGAAAGAAAGUUAGUGGGAGAAAAUAAUUUGGAAAGCUAUACUAUUUUUUUUUAAACUUAGAAUUCUAAGUUGAGGAAGCAAACAUUCUUGGGAACUAGAUAGAUGCAUUGUCCAAGACUGCUCUCCUUCCUUUAGCUCUGCUUGUGUUUUUUAUCAAAGCCUGAGUUUGACUGGACACCCUGUGAAAGCUCAAGAUGCUGGAGGAGUAAUUGAAACAUAAUUUUCUUGUAGUGUAAUUAGAAUAUAUAUAAAAAAAUGUUAAGCCAUACUUUCCUGUAGCACUUAUGACCAAGGUUUCUAGGGGCAGUUAUCACUGUAAUUUUGAAUGGUACAGGAGUUCAUGGAAGGCCAGUGCAAUACCUAAAAACUGAAGGUUGGAUUCAAACAAAGCAUGGAGUGGUCAAUUUUAAAACCUAUUUUGAGGUUUAUCAGCAUAGAUUUGUGUCAUUUGGCCAGGGCCGGCUCCAGGGUUUUUAACACCCCAAGCGGUGCAAAAAAAAAAAAAGUCGCGAUCACGAUCUGCGGCGGCAAUUUGGCGGGAGGUCCUUCACGCCGAGAGGGAGUGAGGGACCGUCCACCAAAUUGCCGCCGAAUAGCUGGACGUGCUGCCCCCCUCCGGAGUGGCCGCCCCAAGCACCUGCUUGGCAAGCUGAUGCCUGGAGCCGGCCCUGCAUUUGGCUAGAGGUGCAGCGAGGUGAUGACUAAUUGGAAGCAGCUUCUGUUUGCAGGUCCUUAAUGCUCAAAUCUCUUCAGUCCUAUAUUGCAGUUUGGUUCUGGUUGCAGUGGAGGUGAUGUUCCUCACUAUAAAUAAGCUAAGGCCUUUUAAUGACCAGGCAUAAAGUCAUUGAUCUUUUCCUUCCCCCUCUAUCCAAGUGCACCAGAAAUUAUAAUAAGGGACAAAUUAACAGACAUUUUCUGAAGGGGUGUUGGCAGGAGGGGAAUAGGCUGUCCAUUUCCUAAAUCAAAGGUUGAGUCCAAAUUGUGCCCACACAUCAGACCCACACUGGGGUUACACCGAGUGUAAAAGGAGGCAGAAUUUAACCCAAAUCAGAUAAGCUAACACAUAAUUCAGGCUAGAGUAGACCCCUUCUUUUGGUAGCAUUGUUGAAUGCUGUUUGAGGAAACUGAGCACUUUCUGAGCAGAGAAACAUUUUGGGUUCAGGGAGCUUUUUCCUGUAUGUUGGUGCAUUUAAUGAUCCCAAUGUGACUGACAGAUCUAUAUCUUAACAGUUUUAGAACAGUUUAGAACUGAGGCUAUAGAAGGCCUAAAUUGUAUGGAAUGUGGCAUAUCUGCCUGUAUGUUUCCCCCCCAAACCCUAAAUAACACAGGACGCUUGAAUGAGUAUAGUUCUAAUGUGUUUCCAAGCGGUGUUUUCAGUUGGUGAACUUCCUAUUUCACAUCUUUGGAAAACAAAGUAUUUUGCGAACAUGAAGAAGAGCAUCCAUUGUAAAUAUAUGUCUUGAGCAGAGAGAAAAACACUAGCUAAGUGACGCAUAAAGAUUUUAUAAGGCGUCCAUUGUCAAACAGAAGGUUAAGAAUGAUCAGAUGAUAAUGCACGGUUAGGAUGGCAAACUCAUCAAUAGUUAAUCAGAAUCUGUCCAUUUCAGUUAUGGAAUGCAAAAGACUGUGAAAGGUGACUCUGGGGAAACAGUGGCACUGGUGAUUGUGUGUUGUGUGUGUCUGUCUGGGUGGGUGAAUGGAUGGAAGAGGGUAAAACUGAAAGUUAUGCAAUCACUAGUCAUAGCUCUAAAUUGUUUUAUUAGGUGCCUGUCUCCCUUUACCCCCACCACUUUUACAUUGGUAGAAGAGAAUGCGUCCUUCCUGUCCCACCUGUGAAACGGUACAGUAGUUGUGUGACUUGUGACUCUAGAGGUAUUCCUCUUGGUCUCCCAGACAAUGUACUGGGUAAAUAGGUUGACUUGAAAUGUAUAAAUUAAGGUUGGUUGGUUUGUUUAUUUUUUGACCAUUGUUUAAUUAGGAGGGUUUUUUUAAUAUGUCUCUGUACAGUUAUUCAAACCCCUCAUUUUCUCCUUUGCCCAAACACUUCACCUUCCCCCACAAAAAAUAACACAGCUGCCUGAUAUUGCUCCCCUUGGGUUUGUGUGUUUUACCCAUAUGAACGUUUGCAGUUUGUAAAGUGAUUAUGUGAAUGAAAUGUCCUAGUAUUAUAUGUUUAUCUGACAUGGCUGUCUAUAAAUAUAAAAUCCAAUGUGCUGGUUUUUCUUGUGCAAACUUUGGUUCAUGUGCCACACAAGGAGCUUUCCCAUCAUGCAGUUGUUUUUUAAGAGCAGCAUUCUCUGUGUUCCCUGCGUGGUGUGUUCUCAGUUUGUUCUUACUGUCUCUGCUUCUCUCAAAAGCUCGCCAUGUUCUGUGCUCCAGAGCAAUGUAUGUACGGUACAUUUGAUUCGAACCUUGAAUGCAUUCAGAAUUGACUUUUAGUUCAAGUUCAACCUGGGUUUGUUUGACCAAAAGUUGGUAACUCAAAUUCUGGUUUUAUCCAUGAACUUCUCAACAGAGGUGGUUCAAACCCACCAUGAAAGGGGUUUUUGCUGUAUCUGAGGCUCCUGUCUGCAAGCACAUUUGUUGUUUUAUUAGUGUUCACUAAGAAAGGUCACAUGGACCAAACUACAUGGUAUUUUCCAAUAUAGCCGCUAAUUAUGCUUCCAGUUCUAGCAAACUAGAAACAUCUGAAUCUUGCCUAUUGGUACACACAGAGAUUUCAAGCAUUGGUAAACUGGGUUUGAACCUUUAUGAAUCUUGGGGCCUCUAACUCCGCGCAUACCAGUUCAGUCACACAAAAAAGCCCAUGAACCCUUUUCUAACUGAUCAUAGAAGGUUUCUCAUGGCUCUGGUACAUACGCUCAUUGUUGUUCAGUAACAUGCCAAGUACAUUUGGGUGCUGGGGAAACAUGCUUCUUCAAUGUGGCAAAACCACUGCUGUCUUUCCAAGUUAAACUUGUUUAAUGGACUUUACUGUUGCCAGGCACAUGUUCCAGCAACAAUAAGAUUUUUGGGGGGUGAACAGUUUUGCAGUCUUUAAUAUAUUAGCCUUUUGUUUUUCCUUUUUGUUCUCGGUGUGAGUGAAACAUGAAUGCUCUGCUAUCCUGCCUGCAGAACCAAAGCAUGCACUACAGAAUAUAGCUGUACCAGGGGAAUUGAAAAGCUUGCAUCACAUUGAUCUAAUAAUCAUGACAUUGGUAGCUUCAUAAAUACUGUAUGUACCCUAAACAAGUUUUUUCCAUUAGUAGUCUGAGGGAAUUAGAAGUCCUGUUUUUAAUUUGAUAUUUCUUCUUGUAUUUUCUGUACUAUAACUGUCCUACAGUAUGUCUUUUGCAUAAAAUGCAUAAGGGUUUGGGGAUGUAAAUGGAAUUUUAUUCAUAUUUUGUCCAAAUACCUCUUGUAAUUUGUAUCAAAAUUCUUGUACAAUUUUUAUAUUAAAGAUUUAUCAGUCACUGA